CGGAUCGGUACCGUGAGGCUUCUGGUGCCAGGAGCAAGGCGAAGACGCCCGGCUCGAAAGAAACAGAGGCGCCCCAGGAUCCCAGGGGAGCGCGCGGAGCUCCAGAGGCUUCUGCUCGUGCCGCUUUCUCCUCUUCCGUUCGCGUGCACUGCCCAGGGCGCCACGCCCGUGCUGCUGGAGGGUCGUCCGGCGGGUGGCCCUGGUCCGCAGCGGUUGCGUGCCGUGCCCCCGCGCUCGUGGCGUCUGGUGCAGGCGUGCGCACUGGCAGCGGCCCUGGUGGACCUGCUGGUGGCCGCUGCCCGUCUUCCGCGGUGCGGCUGGCGGCUGAUGCCCUACUUGCGCGCGUUCUUCCUGGUGUCGGGCGACCCGGUGUUGCGCAGGGAGGUCGUGAGCUGCCUGCGCCUCAUGCCCGAGUUCCUGAAGGUGCUGCUGCUCCUGGCCACCUUCGUGCUGCUCUCUGCCUGGCUGGGCGCUGUUCUCUUCACCAUCGACGGCCCCGAGGGGAGCUACUUCACAAACUUUGCCGUGUCCCUGUGGUCGCUGAUGGCGCUGCUCGCCACCAACAACUUCCCAGACAUCAUGAUGAAGGGGUACACGACGAAUCGGGCCUACGGCAUCUUCUUCACGGCGUACUUGGUCCUCGGUCUUUUCCUUCUCCUCCAGAUGGUCAUCGCCGUGGUGUACAACAGCUACAUCCGGCAGCGGGAGGCCGACCUGAAGCUGCAGGCGGCGAGGAGGCAGCACCUUCUGGCCGAGGCCUUUGGCGCCCUGGACAGCAGCGGCCGCGGCUGGCUCGAGAGCGGCGAUCUGGACGCGCUGCUGGCCGCCCUGGGCGAGGAGAGUGGCGUCCACCUGCGCGACGAGGCGCGCCGGGCCCUGGUGUUCGCGGUGCUGGACGCGGACGGGUCUGGGCGCGUGGAGCCGGGCGAGUUUGGCGGCCUGGUGCGUGUGCUCGGCCUCCGCUUCGAGCCCGAGCGCCGCCCCUGGCUCGAGGCCUCCAUGCCGGAGCUCUGGUCGCGGUGUGGCUGCGACAGGCUGGGCGAGAUCCUGGGCGGGCGGCGGUUGGAGCUCGCCAUCGACGGCAUCCUGGUUGCCAGUGUUUGCGUGACGUUCGUCCAGACGUGGCCCCUGCUGAUUGGCUCAGAGGAUCAGAGGCUGAAUGAGUUCACGUUGGACAACGUUGUGGAUCUGGCCGUCACCACUGUGUUCCUCAUGGAGCUCGUUCUGAAGAUCGCGAUUCUGGGCUGGCACACCUACUGGGUCUCCUGGAAGAACCGCUUCGACGCCGUGGUCACCGUGGCCGCCGUUGGCGCCUUGGGGUACGUCGUGAUCCCGAACGGGUAUAAUGAUUACAUGCUGGUGAGGAGCGUUGUGCUGCUGAGACUGUUUCGGCUCUUGCGGCUACUCGCGGACGUUCCAGCCUUCGCCACGGUUCUGGCGGCGAUGGCCGCCGUCGGGCCGGGGGCCAGGAGGGUUCUGCCGCUACUCCUGUGCGUUAUGAUGGCAUUUGCUGUCCUCGGCUGCGAUAUCUUUGGUGGCUGUAUCACCAAUGACCCCGGCAUUUCUCAAGCGAGCCCGCUCAGUGGCACGUCGUUUGGCCAGAAUGGGUACUACGCGCUCAACUUCAACGAUCGCCCAGGUGGCAUCGUGACACUCUUUGCGUGCCUUGUCAUGAACAACUGGAAUGUGUACGUCGAAGGCUUCGCGGCGGCCUCUGGGCCAGGCGCGUACGCCUUCUUCACUGUCUGGUGGGUCGUCGGCAACCUGCUGGGGCUGAAUCUGGUCACGUCGGUUGUCCUCGACGCAUUCGUGGACAGGUGGGGCGCCAUGCACAGCGGGGAAGUGCCAGCGCUGGAGCUGGCUGGCCCGCACGGGGUAGCCUUCGACGCGGGCGUCGUGAGCGGCACGCGGACCGGCCUGAGUGGUCGGUGGACGGUGCGAGCCGGGCCCGGCCCCGCGUCCGGGUUCGCCGCCGCGCCCGGUGAGCUGCGCAGGAUGCUGGAGCCGAGCCGUGUGCGCGAGCCGCCACGCGAGGCGCUGCAGAAAGGGCUCGCCUUCGAGAGGCCCAGACCUUCGGGGCGGUGGGAGGAAGCGUCAACUUCUGGCCCAGAACUGGCAUCCUCUCCGCCGCCGCCCGCCGAGGAAGUGGUGCCAACCUCCUUUGGCCAGGAGUUGGCACCUCCCGGGCGGACGGCGGCGUACUGCCGGCGAGAGGCGGCGGGCGCCCCACCGGGGGCGGCUCCGCCAGCGGACGCGGCCG
This is a messenger RNA of Prorocentrum cordatum, 2260 nucleotides long. NCBI's taxonomy places the organism in Eukaryota, Dinophyceae, Prorocentrales, Prorocentraceae. The record is from the annotation of a GenBank genome assembly.